Messenger RNA from Echinostoma caproni, 582 nucleotides. The record is from the annotation of a GenBank genome assembly. NCBI's taxonomy places the organism in Eukaryota, Metazoa, Platyhelminthes, Trematoda, Plagiorchiida, Echinostomatidae.
AAAGUGUCAGCCAAAUUCCCAGUCAGGUUACAAAAUUGGCUUGUUGGCUGGGAGGGGGAAAAGAACGACAGCACACUGAACGAGACAGCCUAUCGUCUGCUUCAGUAUCUGAGUGAUGCUCAGAAAGCGUCGGAAGUGGAUCACUGGUGUGGCGAAUUUUUCAACUGCGCGCGCAAAGUCUACAAAGGUAUCGAUCCGACAUCCACAUCGGUUUUGUAUCCGAAGAAUAGACACUACUUAUUUCUGGUCCGCAAAAUACUUCCAAAUCUGUAUGGAUAUCACACCUAUAUUCCAUACAAGACAUUCUUCUCACCCAUCGGUGUGGUCAUACUGGCUGCCCUUGGCACGGCAAUUCACUAUUUGCACGGGAAAGAUUUGACCGAUGUCAGCCUCGGUGUGACCGAUUAUAUCUAUCUGUUCGGAUCCAACAUCAUUAUCAGUUGGCAUCAAUUCGGUCUCGGAUUGAUCAUGUGCUCACUGGCCAAAUCCACUCGUACGGUGCUGUUCCCGUUGCUAGCCCUGUUUGCCUGUUUAGUUCUCACGCAACUGGUUUGCAUCAACAAUGUGUUGGACAACGUGUAA